Messenger RNA from Humulus lupulus (European hop), 927 nucleotides. RefSeq names its product inositol-tetrakisphosphate 1-kinase 2-like. Gene Ontology annotation, cellular component: cytoplasm. The record is from RefSeq and is a predicted model, not a curated record. The transcript has a single exon. Gene Ontology annotation, biological process: inositol trisphosphate metabolic process. Gene Ontology annotation, molecular function: inositol-1,3,4-trisphosphate 5-kinase activity; ATP binding; inositol-1,3,4-trisphosphate 6-kinase activity. Bases 1 to 927 code for a protein of 308 amino acids. Lineage: Eukaryota; Viridiplantae; Streptophyta; Magnoliopsida; Rosales; Cannabaceae.
AUGACUGUCAAAGCUGGAACCCCACGCUGCCGCGUCGGCUACGCAUUCGACCCCAAGAAAGUCGACACCUUUAUCUCACCUUCCGUCGUCGACGUCGCCAGUCGGAACGGCAUCGACCUCGUGGCCAUCGAACCCGACAAGCCACUCAUCGAGCAAGGCCCGUUUCACUGCGUACUCCACAAGCUCUACGGUCAAGAAUGGAAGCAACAGCUGACCGAGUUCGCAGCCAUGUACCCCGGCGCAGUCAUAAUCGACCCACCUGAGAAAAUCGAGCCACUCCACAACCGGGUCACAAUGCUGGACUCGGUGACCCGGAUCCAGAUAACCCAACCGCAAACAACCGUUGGGGUCCCAAAGCAGAGAGUUGUCGAGGAAGACGAGACUAUAGAGGAGUCGGGGCUGAACUAUCCGGUGAUAGCGAAGCCGUUGUUGGCCAACGGCGGAACGACGUCGCACGACAUGUGGGUGGUUCUGAACAGCGAAGGGUUCGAGAGUGUGAAGGAUCAGACUCCGUUGCUGGUUCAGGAGUACGUCAACCACGGCGAGGUUGUGUUCAAGGUCUACGUGAUGGGGGACCACGUGGAGUGCGUGAAGCGGCGGUCGUUGGCUGAUAUUCACCUCACGGCGGAGGACGGCGGAGAGUGGUCUGGGGUUUCGAUAAUGCCGUUUUCUAAGAUAUCGAGCACGGCUGCGGUGGAGCACGAGAGUGAGAAGUUGGAUGAGGCGAUAAUGCCGCCGCCGGAGCUGGUGGCGGAGCUGGGGAGGGAGCUGAGGAAGGCGUUGGGGCUUCGUUUGUUCAACUUUGAUGUGAUCAGAGAAAGUGAGGGGAAGUAUGAUGUCAUCGAUAUCAACUAUUAUCCAGGGUUUUCAAAAUUACCACAUUUUGACCAAAUCUUUACGAAUUUCAUACUCGAUAUAUGCAAAUAA